Molecule: messenger RNA, 1605 nt
Organism: Fusarium verticillioides 7600
Lineage: Eukaryota; Fungi; Ascomycota; Sordariomycetes; Hypocreales; Nectriaceae
Exons: 4
Coding region: 1-1605 (534 amino acids)
Biological process (GO): transmembrane transport
Molecular function (GO): transmembrane transporter activity
Source: RefSeq, a predicted model, not a curated record
AUGGACGUCGACGAGGAGAAGCAGGCUACCGAGUCAAGACAACCGUCUAUUGUGACAUCUUCAACUGCCAACGGCAUAGAAACGCCAGAAAUCCGCGACGAAGAUGCGAAACGAGAUAAGGAAAAGGCUGUUAUGGAGGCAGAAAAGCCUAUCGAGUACCCGCAAGGCUUGGAAAUGUUCUUCAUCAUGCUUGCUCUCGUGCUUAGUAUCACUCUCUGCUCUCUCGACCAGACCAUCGUCGCAACCGCCGUCCCCAAGAUUACCGAUCAGUUCGGCCGCCUGCAAGAUAUCUCGUGGUACGGCUCAGCAUACUUCCUCACCCUUGGAGCCUUCCAGUCACUCUGGGGCAAGAUCUACAAGUUCUUUCCCCUCAAAACAAGCUUCUUGUUGUCCAUCUUUAUCUUCGAGCUCGGAAGCCUGAUCAGUGCGGUUGCUCGUAACUCGAUGACUGUGAUUGUCGGACGUGCUAUCGCUGGCUUAGGAGCUUCCGGUGUUGCCCCUGGAGUGUACACGAUCCCUGCUUUCAUCGCCGCACCGGAGAAGAGGGCUACAUAUACGGGUUUCAUUGGGUUAUCGUGCUUCUACAUCAACUUGCCUAUCGGUGGUCUGGCCAUUCUCGUUAUUCUCUUCACCUUCAAGACCCCCGCCGGGGUCAAGGUCGUCGACGCUACACUCAAAGAGAAGCUCUUACAGAUGGACUUCAUAGGCACAGCGCUCGUAAUGGGCGCGUCUUUGUCUUUGCUCCUGGCACUUCAAUAUGGUGGUGUGACCCAUGCGUGGAACUCAAGCGUCGUCAUCGGGUUGCUUGUCGGUUUCGUCCUCAUGAUUAUCGCGCUGAUAGGAGUAGAGUUCUGGCUGGGAGAGCGUGCAAUGUUGGCCCCACGACUGAUUCGCCAAAGGACCGUUUGGGUCAACGCGGUAUGGAGCUUCUUCUUUGCUGGAUCAUACUUCAUAACGCUUUACUAUCUGCCUAUCUACUUCCAGAGCAUCGACAACCAGAGUCCUAUCGGCUCGGGUGUACGAAACAUUCCGCUCAUUGCGCUGUUCAGCGUUGCGACAUUUGCAUCUGGCAAAGCCAUUACAAAGACGGGUACUGCUGCCCCAUAUCUGGUGGUUAGUUCGAUAAUCGUCACCAUUGCGGCCGGUCUAUUCUAUACUCUCGACAUUGGGACGUCGACGGGCAAAUGGGUUGGAUAUCAGAUCCUGGCGGGCUUUGGAUAUGGCAUUGGUCUCCAGGUUCCUGUUGUCAUUUCGCAGGCUUUCGCUGCACCCAGUGACAUGGCUCCAGUGACUUCCAUCAUUAUAUUUUCUCGGACCAUCGGUGGUACAUUCUUGAUCACCGCUGCGCAAUCUGGCUUCAUCAACCAGAUCAUCCAUAAGCUAUCCAGCACUGCGCCUACCGUUGAUCCAGCAUUGGUUACAGAAACGGGUGCCACGACCCUCCGACAAAACUUCUCCGGCGCUGAGUUGAAUGGUGUACUGCAUGCUUAUGUGUGGGGCAUCAAAGUUGCUUUUGCAAUAACUAUUGCGGCUUGUGGCAUCACAGUCCUUACGAGCGUGUUUAGCAAGUGGACGAAUAUCCACCACAAGAGACAGACCUCAUAA